GUUUUCAUGGAGAUGCCGUCAAAGAAGGACUAUCCGAUGUAUUACACACAAAUCAAACGCCCAAUGUGCAUAGAGACCGUUUUUAAACACUUGAAGCGCAAGGAAUAUCAAACCUCUCUAGACUUCGCAAAUGAUGUCGAGCUUGUGUUCCCUAACGCUCUCGAGUUU
This is a messenger RNA of Suillus fuscotomentosus, 168 nucleotides long. Its product is annotated as Bromodomain-containing protein. Gene Ontology annotation, biological process: chromatin remodeling. The annotation marks the transcript as partial. NCBI's taxonomy places the organism in Eukaryota, Fungi, Basidiomycota, Agaricomycetes, Boletales, Suillaceae. The record is from RefSeq and is a predicted model, not a curated record. Gene Ontology annotation, molecular function: protein binding. The transcript is spliced from 2 exons. Gene Ontology annotation, cellular component: RSC-type complex.